UUUUGUCCGACAUCUUAGCGCGGUCGUAGUGUUCGCCGCUGCUCUCCGAGCUUCGCAAUGCCCCCCAAGGACGACAAGAAGAAGAAAGACGCCGGAAAGUCGGCCAAGAAAGACAAAGACCCAGUGAACAAAUCCGGGGGCAAGGCCAAAAAGAAGAAGUGGUCCAAAGGCAAAGUUCGGGACAAGCUCAAUAACUUGGUCUUGUUUGACAAAGCUACCUAUGACAAACUCUGUAAGGAAGUGCCCAACUAUAAGCUUAUAACUCCAGCUGUGGGGAGGCAGGAGGAAAUAGAAGAGAAAAACUGA
This is a messenger RNA of Cebus imitator (Panamanian white-faced capuchin), 306 nucleotides long. Its product is annotated as 40S ribosomal protein S25-like. Gene Ontology annotation, cellular component: cytosolic small ribosomal subunit. The transcript has 2 exons. Bases 58 to 306 code for a protein of 82 amino acids. Gene Ontology annotation, molecular function: structural constituent of ribosome. NCBI's taxonomy places the organism in Eukaryota, Metazoa, Chordata, Mammalia, Primates, Cebidae. The record is from RefSeq and is a predicted model, not a curated record.